AUGAAGAGGUGUGGCGCGAACAGUCUCUUUCCUCUGCACGAGAUCUGGGAAAAUUUCUCAAUCUUAAAGAAGGAUUCUGUAUCAACACCCGCUAAGAAUACUGUGGGACUCGCUGCAAGUAUUACUGUAGUCACACCUGUUAAGAGUCUAGUUAGUGCAUCAGAAAAUACUAGAAUGCGAAUGAAACUCGAUGGGGAGUUGAAAACGUGGGAAUCUCACGCCAUCGCGUUCGCUACCUCUGCUUUGCUCUCGGCUAGUGCGGACCUCGAUGAAGCAUAUGUACAACACAAGCAGAACAAACCGUUUCUGGGGACUUGCGAGCGCUUUGGACCCCCGGCUUCCUCUAGAAAAUGUUCACUGCUCUCUUCCCUUCCAGCCGACGCCUGUGACAAAUACAAGUCAUCGCACAGUGUGUUGAUCACUGGUUAUGGGGAGGAUAAAGACGGCACCAAAUAUUGGGAGUUCAAGAACUCCUGGGGCACGGAUUGGGGAAUGCAAGGGUAUGGUAGACUGCUCCGUGGAAAAGGUGGCGAAGGUGAAUGUGGCAUCCUGAAGCAAACUUACUAUCCCCUUUUGAAGGACGACCUCGAUCCUGGCGAGCAGUGUGUGUAG
Messenger RNA from Perkinsus marinus ATCC 50983, 612 nucleotides. RefSeq lists its product as hypothetical. NCBI's taxonomy places the organism in Eukaryota, Perkinsozoa, Perkinsida, Perkinsidae. Gene Ontology annotation, molecular function: cysteine-type endopeptidase activity. The transcript has 6 exons. The coding region runs from base 1 to 612 and encodes 203 amino acids. The record is from RefSeq and is a predicted model, not a curated record. Gene Ontology annotation, cellular component: lysosome.